AUGGCUUUAAGGCUAUUUCGAAAAUCCAGUUUUUUUGCAAAGAUAUCAAUGGAAGGCCCUAAAGGUUCAUCGCCAUUUGCGUUUUACGCAUUUUAUCAACUUUAUUCGCACUUGAAUCCGGGGAAAUCGAGCAGCCUUUCUUUAGAAGAUAUUAGAAGAAGGCUAUACCCCGACUUUAAAAUAGAUUACAAUGAGAAAACUUCGUUGUUCAUAACUUGGAAGAAAAAGUCCAAUAAACAUCACACAAUAGACACUAACGAAGAGAAUUAUAUACUUAGAGGAUGUAUCGGUACAUUUGCUAAGAUGCCGAUUGCACAUGGUAUUGAGAAAUAUUCCUUGAUUGCUGCUUUAGAGGAUAGGAGAUUUUCUCCGAUCCAGAAAAGGGAAUUGGUGGACCUGAAAUGCAGUUGCAACAUCUUAGGCAACUUCAAAACUAUUUUUCGAGGUGGUGGUAAUCCAAAUGGGGACAUUUUCGAUUGGGAACUCGGAAAGCACGGUAUUGAACUGUAUUUUAAGCAUCCCAAAACAGGCACCACAUGUAGCGCAACCUUUUUACCUGAUGUUAUGCCUGAGCAACAUUGGAAUAAAGAAGAUACCUUUGCCAAUUUAAUCGAGAAGGCGGGUUACUGGGGCAAUAUUAGUGAAGUAAUGGAUAAUUUUGAAACUUAUUUCAUUGAAGUAAUAAGGUACGAGGGCAAAAAAAGUUCCAUAACUUAUGAGGAAUUUAACAAACAGUUAAAAGAUAUAGAGGCUUAG
This is a messenger RNA of Saccharomyces cerevisiae S288C, 756 nucleotides long. RefSeq lists its product as uncharacterized. Bases 1 to 756 code for a protein of 251 amino acids. The record is from RefSeq and is marked reviewed. The transcript has a single exon. NCBI's taxonomy places the organism in Eukaryota, Fungi, Ascomycota, Saccharomycetes, Saccharomycetales, Saccharomycetaceae.